Saprolegnia parasitica CBS 223.65 is the source of this 678-nucleotide messenger RNA. RefSeq lists its product as hypothetical. The coding region runs from base 1 to 678 and encodes 225 amino acids. Lineage: Eukaryota; Oomycota; Saprolegniomycetes; Saprolegniales; Saprolegniaceae. The record is from RefSeq and is a predicted model, not a curated record. The transcript has 2 exons.
AUGUCGCUCGAUCUCGAGCCCGAUUCCUUCCACUACACAAGCAAGGAGACCAUGCACGUCAUUGCAGCAUCCCCCAAACGGAGCGCCCCAUCGACGCGGAAGCCUAUUUGUGGGAAGCAAGAAUUGCCCGGAAGUGCCAAGACCACGGAGCUGCCUCGCUCGAAGCUCAACCCUCAAGAGACGCAGCGUCAUUUGCUCUCACAGCUCAAGCUUCUCGGAGAUGCAGUACUCGACGAGCAAGACGCGUUCCGUGAGAGCAAGAUCGAGGCCUUGUGUUGCCACGGCUUCGCGACGCUGAAAACGCAGGCGUCCAAGCACGUUCAACAUUUGCAGUCUCGCAUGGGCACGGACGUGAUCGAAACGAACCUUAAUGCGGCCCUCAAGCUGCAUCGCGACACGAUGGACCAGCUUACCGGCCUUCAAGGUGCUGUGAGCAGCCACUUGGACACGUCCGACACAGCAGAAGACGAGCUGCUGCAAGGAUGCUUUGACCUCAAGCACACGGUCCUUGAGACGCUUCGUACCAAGUGGCAAGACCAAUUGCGCCCCGCACAAAAGAAGUCGGACACGUGCCGCAGUAUGCGGGCUCGGCAACUGCACAACAAGCUGCAAGAAAUCAGCACCAAGUUCAACACGAGCGAUCUGCACGCAAUGCAAGCCAUGCUCGGCCGCAUCUAG